Acanthoscelides obtectus is the source of this 3770-nucleotide messenger RNA. NCBI's taxonomy places the organism in Eukaryota, Metazoa, Arthropoda, Insecta, Coleoptera, Chrysomelidae. The record is from the annotation of a GenBank genome assembly.
UAAAAACACUGUAGAUUUCCAUUUAGUGUGGAUAAUUGUUCAAAUCAGUCAUACUGCGAAUAACUAUUACAGUAUGUAUACCUUUCUAUUAGUUUCAUUGCAUAUUUUGAUACUCGACGCUAUCCAAAUCGUGGAAAAUAACAUGGAAACGUUAGCCAUGUCGAUUUAAAAAUGUUAUCAGCUGUUGAUAUGGAUACAGCUAUCAAAGUGGCGGACUAUUUAAGCCAACUCUUCAUAGUAUCUUAUAUGUGUUAAAAAUGUUGCUCAGGUGGUACAUUAUCUUAGGAGUAUUGGCUGCUUUUACAAUUGCAGCUGAUCAUACCCUCUUCAAGACUUGUGAGAAAGUCGGCGUUUGCCAACGAUUGAGGAACACUACUGCUAAUGAACUAUUUAAAAUAGAAAACUUGAAACCAACAACGGCAGGCAAUGUCACUAAUACAUGGCAGCUUAGCAGAGGAACGGAUAAGUUCACGCUUACAAUAGAACUGUUAAAUAACGCUAAAGUGCGGUUUCAACUGAAAGAAGAAGGUAGCAAAAGAUAUGAAUUGAAAGAUGUGUUAGAUGAAAAUCAACCACAACCAAUCAAGUAAGAUACGUACAAAACGUGCUCCUUUAGUUAAAAGGGUUUGAAUGUUUAAACAUUUUAUUUCUGUGCUAAGGUAACCUUAAAAAAUGAGUCAGCGAAUAAAAGGUCAAUAUCUAUGGCACUCUGGUUCCAUGAUACACUUUUAUUGCACUCACAAUAAUACAGAGUGAUUCAAAAAGUAUUGGCAGUAUGUAUAAAGCAUCAGUAAAGUAAAAAGUUCCUAGAAACAAACAAUCUAAAAUGUUACCAAGAUACGAGAGGUGUUGUAAUUUUCUUCGCCACUGAUUAGAGAUGGAACAUGGGUAUUUGUCUUUUGAUAAUAUCGGGCUGCUCUUCAGAGUAUUUUUAAAUUAAAAUUAAUAUGAUCUCGGAUUAUACCUGAAUUAAAAGAGAUAAACUUCAUAUCAAAUUAAGCACCAAAUGUCAGUGGCCUAGGAAGUAUUCCUCUUUCCCCUUUUGUAUUGGUCAAACUAUACGUUUUUGCACCACCGGAGUACCUUGAGCAACAAUGUAUACAAGUCACUGCCCUAAACCACUUCGGUGAUAUAAUGUUUCCUCGAUUUCGAAACUGUAACUUUAACACCCAGUGUCCCGCUAAGUGGACAUUUCAGGAUCCACGAAUGUACUUUAAUAAUAAUAAUAAUAAUAAUAAUAAUCCAGCUUUAUUUAUACAAAGUAUAAAAAGGCGAAGUGUCGCUAAAAAGCGUUUUUCAACUUAACCCCCCCCUUAUGCCAUUGUCACUGGUUUUUGAAUUACGCUGUAUAUGUUAAUAAAUAUGCUGCAAUUUUUGAAGGAACCUUCUGCGCAUUUCUGGCGUAAAGAACUGUACCUCUCUCGAAAUAUUUGUUGUUAUACUAUUGCAGAGUUAAAGUUGAACCUUCCCAAGAUGAAAAAAAAACAACAAUAACACCUGAUCCAUCUACCAAAGAACAACACUCAAUUGUCAUUUAUAAAGAACCUUUGAAGGUGGCAUUUUUGUAUAAUGAGAAAGAACUGGUGGUUCUGGAUAGUACAAAUUUGGUCAUGGAAUACAAGAACGGAAAAUUUGACGAAAAAGAUGUAGAAAUCAAGGAUAUUGGAUUCAAUGUGAUAUUCAGCGAUGCCUUGAAGUUGUAUGGUCUACACCACCACGCUUAUAAUUUGGAAUUGCCAGAUACAAGCGAUAUGGAGCCCUUCAGAUUACGGAAUUCUGAUACUGCAAACUUUGAAGCUAAUUCGCCCAUGGCACUUUACGGAUCUGUACCAGUUAUUUAUGGCCAUUCAAACAGUUCGACCACAGGGAUAUUUCUUCACAACGCUGCUGAACAAUGGGUAGACAUUAGAUACACAAAGGAUGGUUCUCCAUCGGCUCAUUUUAUGGUCGACAGUGGAAGUUUCGAUCUUUUUGUGAUGUUAGGACCGAAUAUUGAAAACGUCGUCCAACAAUUCACCGACCUUACUGGUAAAGCGCAAAUGCCCCAGUUAUGGACGCUGGGAUACCAUCAAUGUCGUUGGUCGUAUUUUACUAGAGAAGAGGUUUUAGGUGUCGUCAAAAAUAUGAAUGAAGGAGGUUUUCCGUUAGACGCAAUAUGGCUAGAUAUUGACUACACCGACGGAAAGAAGUAUUUCACUUGGUCUGAUAAAUUCACUGGUACCGAUGGAAAAGGUGUAGAAACGAUGCUUGAGACUCUAAAAGGCAAGAACAAAAAGCUAGUGACUAUUAUUGAUCCUCACAUAAAGGUAGAUGAGAAAUACCCCGUAUAUAAGGAAGGAAAAGAUGGAAACUAUUUCGUCAAGGAAAAAGAUGGAAAAAAGGAUUUCGUAGGUGAAUGUUGGCCUGGCAAUUCCAGCUAUGUAGAUUUUUUGAAUCCAGCUGCAAGAACAUACUACGCGAAUCAUUAUUCUGACCGAGAAUUUCAUCAAGGGUAUCCUGAAGUUUUGGCGGGCAUAUGGAACGACAUGAAUGAACCAUCUGUAUUUGAUCCCCAUCAUGAGUGGACAAUGCCUUUCGAUAACAAACACAAAUCAACAAAUGAUGGAGAAGCUGAGAUUGAACAUAGAGAUAUCCAUAACAUCUACGGUUUUUUGCAUACGAUGUCCACUCACGAAGGACUGAUGAAGAGGGACAAUAAUGCAACACGUCCCUUCAUUUUGACCAGAUCACACUUUGCUGGCUCUCAGAGAUACGCUGCCAUGUGGACCGGUGACAAUACUCCAGAUUGGGACCAUCUAAAAAAUAGCUAUUCCGAAUGUAUGUUAUCUAACUUAGUUGGACUCGUCUUCUGCGGUGCUGACAUUCCUGGGUUUUUCAAAACAGUCCCCAAACCAACGGACCAAUUCGUAUACAGGGCAUACCAGGCUGGCAUAUGGUUGCCGUUCUUCAGAGGUCAUGCUAGUAACGAUACAGAGUCUAGAGAACCUUACAGCUAUGGCGGAAAACCACGAGAUUUGAUUCGAAAUGCGAUUAAAAUGAGAUACAGACAUAUUCCCACGUGGUACCAACUGUUCUAUGAACAUACUCAGACUGGAGCACCCGUGAUCAGGCCACUUUUUUAUGAGUUUCCGGGAGAAAUCGAACACAACGACCAUAUUAUGAUAGGAAGAGGUAUAUUAGCAAGACCUGUGUUCGAUGAGGACGUCAAAGAAGUAACGGUGCACUUACCAGGAAAAGAUGAGAAAUGGUACAGAAUCGAUGGAAAUAGUGUUCAGGCUUAUAAUGGAGAUCAAGAAGUCACGAUUAAUGUGGAAAAGGGCGAGUCCCCAGCAUUUUACAGAGGCGGCAGCAUCAUAGUAACAAGAGAUCGAGACGUCAUGUCCACAGAAGACGGUAAACGUCUUCCAGUGACGGUUUAUGUCAAUCUGAAUAAGGACUUGAAAGCAACUGGCAAACUUUAUAACGACGAUGGAGUCAGCUUUGAAUACAAAAACAACAAAAAGCUGUAUGUCAAAUUAUCAUUUACCGAAGAGCACAUGCUGCAAGUAGAGCCUAUUGGAGAACAGAAGCAUGACGGCCUGGAGGUUGUCAUAGAAAAAAUAGUCGUCAAUGAUUGGAAUCGUACGCAUGUGUCGACCCAUCAUCAGGCUGAUGUAGGCGGUAACUUCCUCAGCCAUAUCAAUAUUAUCCAUGCCUUAAGAAAUAAUGAAAACAAAAUGAUUUACAAGUUGAGACGUUAGAUAGACAUUAAACCUGUAUUAAAGCUGGAU